AAUGAGUGUCGGCCAAGGUGGACGCGCACGGAUACAGGGUCGCGCACGUUUGCAAGAUUAUUUUAAACGGGCACGAGUACGUGCGCGUGCUCGUAUUCUUUGUGUGGCAGCGUAGAGAAGCGCCAAAAGAGUGACCAUGGCUGAUGAAAAACCAAAGGAGGGAGUCAAGACAGAAAACAACGAACACAUAAAUCUGAAGGUAGCAGGUCAGGAUGGAUCUGUUGUGCAGUUCAAGAUCAAAAGACACACACCACUUAUCAAACUCAUGAAGGCCUACUGCGAGAGACAGGGACUGUCAAUGAGGCAAAUCCGGUUCAGAUUUGAUGGGCAGCCGAUAAAUGAGACAGACACACCUGCACAGUUGGAAAUGGAAGAUGAAGACACAAUUGAUGUGUUUCAACAACAGACAGGCGGUCUGAUUUAAGCAACUACAGCCCCAGCCUGUCACAUCCAGCGGCUGGUCCUCACAAGUCCCAACAGAAUGCCACACAGAAUAAGGUUUAUUUGUUGUAUAAUAUUUUCAUUCAUGCCCCUGUUACUGUUUCAUCUUUGUACAUAAGUGACAUCCAUCUUGUUCUUGCUGUGUUGUGGUAAAUGAGCGUCCACCCGUUUGAAGGGUUUGCUCUGAAGAUAAAGUUGGAUAGAGAUGACUCCAUCCACUGAGCAAAUGUUGCUCUGCUCUGGUCAUUGUCCAGCAGCUCUGUACUCCAGUUAAGUCGUUUAGGCACUGGCUCCCAUCCAGACCAGUACUCCCACGUAGGGAAUGUGUCUUGGUUACCAUUAAGUCCGUUCAUACCAGGAAAAAACAUGUUGAUUUUCUAAACUUUUUAUAUCGUACUUAUUUGUUCUUCCUGUCCACCUCAAACGUUUGGGAACCAUAAAGGGAUGCUUCAGUUUAAAACAUAUGUAUUGUCUGUCAAAAUAUGUGUUAAAUAAAGUUAUUGUCUUUUUUCUCAAA
This is a messenger RNA of Nothobranchius furzeri (turquoise killifish), 958 nucleotides long. Its product is annotated as small ubiquitin like modifier 2. Gene Ontology annotation, cellular component: nucleus. Gene Ontology annotation, molecular function: protein tag activity; ubiquitin-like protein ligase binding. Gene Ontology annotation, biological process: protein sumoylation. The record is from RefSeq and is a predicted model, not a curated record. NCBI's taxonomy places the organism in Eukaryota, Metazoa, Chordata, Actinopteri, Cyprinodontiformes, Nothobranchiidae.